AUGGCCCCUGCCGAUCUACCAUUUCAGAUGAAUGUCACGCAGUGUCAAAUUGCCAAGUCCCCGCCCCCACUGAAUCUUCCUCCCAAGUCCCCACCACGACAUACCAUCCUCGGUGUGGUUUUGGCUGAUCAUCAGCGUUCAUCCGAAGAGCCUGAAGAUGUGAUUCUGGAUUCUUCAGAGAUCCCGGUCGGUCAUCCUUUCAUCCUCAAACCACAGCCGGAAGAUGCCCGAGAUAACAUGGAUAGCUCCGCCUUGCAAUCGGAGCAUAGCCAAGCUCCGAUCCUCCGUGGAUCAGGAUUCGAAAAAAUCAUCUUCAAGCAAUAG
Penicillium antarcticum is the source of this 324-nucleotide messenger RNA. RefSeq lists its product as uncharacterized. The transcript has a single exon. Bases 1 to 324 code for a protein of 107 amino acids. NCBI's taxonomy places the organism in Eukaryota, Fungi, Ascomycota, Eurotiomycetes, Eurotiales, Aspergillaceae. The record is from RefSeq and is a predicted model, not a curated record.